This is a messenger RNA of Diceros bicornis minor, 2024 nucleotides long. RefSeq names its product CEA cell adhesion molecule 19 (gene CEACAM19). The transcript has 8 exons. NCBI's taxonomy places the organism in Eukaryota, Metazoa, Chordata, Mammalia, Perissodactyla, Rhinocerotidae. The record is from RefSeq and is a predicted model, not a curated record. Bases 247 to 1146 code for a protein of 299 amino acids.
CCAGGAUGUUCCGCAGUCACCCUGGAAAACUGGUCCAGCCAGUGUCUGCGCGUCCGUCCAGGGAGCUCAGGGGAAGUCUCAGAACCUAAGGAAAGGAGGUGCUGGGGCUCAGCCGGCCUCAGCCAUGUCUCAGAGGCACCCCCGGGAUCCCCACUGAGCUGGUCCACUUCACACAGCCAGGGCCCAGCCCUCCGGCCCCCUCGGUGUCCAGCAGGUGGCCCCCUGGCGUCUCCACAGGACGCCAAGAUGGAGACUCCCCCAGGGGCCCAGUGCCAUUUCUCAAAGGGCCUCCUGCUCUCAGCCUCAAUCCUGGCCCUCUGGGUCCCCCAAGGCUCCUGGGCAGCCCUCCGCAUCCAGAAGAUUCCAGAGCACCCUCAAAAGAACCAGGACCUUCUCCUGUCUGUCCAGGGAGUCCCAGAUACCUUCGAGGACUUCACCUGGUACCUGGGGGUGGAGGCCGAUGGAAGCACGAGGCUGUUCACCUACUUCCCAGAGCUACAGCGGCCCCAGAGGGACGGCAGCGCCAUGGGGCAGCGAGACAUUGUUGGCUUCCCCAACGGCUCCAUGCUGCUGCGUCACGCCCAGCCCGCCGACAGCGGGACCUACCAGGUGGCUGUCACCAUCAACCACGCCUGGACCAUGCGGGCCAAGACUGAGGUCCAGGUGGCCGAAAAGCACCAGGAUCUGCCCAUUACACAGCUGCCUGUGAGCGCUGGCAUCGUGGCCGCCAUCAUCAUUGGAUCCCUUGCCACCGGGUCCCUCUUCAUUGGCAUCAUCGCCUAUCUCCUGGUGACAAGAGGCUGGAGGGGCCAGAACCACAGAGCAUCUGCUCCAGGAGCCCAGGGGUCCUCGUCGGUCUUGUUCCCAGCUGUGCCCCCAGUGCCUUCAACAGUGCUCAGCCCAUGGACGAUGACCACAGGGAAACGGGAGCUGGGCCCCAGUCGUCACCCUGGUGAUGACAACGUCUAUGAAGUGAUGCCAUCUCCAGUCCGCCUGGUGUCCCCCCUCAGUGACACGGCGUCCAGGAAUGCCGCCAUGCCCCCACCCCUGCCCCCGCCCCUGCCACCGGAUCCAGAGAACCACCACUACCAGGAGCUGCUGAACCCCGACCCUGCCCCUUACUGCCAGCUGGUGCCAACCCCCUGAAGGGGUCCCGGGCCAGGCAAAGCCUCAGCCGUCCCCCCGGGGCCUCGCGCCUGCAGAAAAGUGGCCCCGGAGACCCAGUAGGACCAGGCUGUCAGGGCUGGGGGCAUGACAAGGCGGACUCGGCCAAAGACUCAGCGUGGCAUUGGGCACGUGUCCUGGGUGGGGGACAGGAGACCGUGAUGGGCCCUGCUCCGGGCCCAGCUCCUCGCUCACCCUCUGAGUGUAUGACCCGCCCUUUAUUCUGGUCCUGCCAGCAGCCUGGCCUGGGCCGCGUGCCUGGGGAAAGCAGGCUCUUGCCUCCUCCCACUGCAAAGCCCCCCAUCCGGAUAUUUGGAGGUGAGGAGAGUGGCCUCCGGCCUCCCUCCAGCCUGACCUCACAGGAGCCCACUUGGCUAGGCUCCCGACUGUCAGCCCACAACAUCCCACCCCCAUUCUGCCAGUUGCCCUCAGGGCCCCUUCUCCCGGGCACAGGGCAGCCCCCCACUGCACAUGCCCCCAGAGGUCGCUGCGUGUGGCAGGAAGACCUGGCCUCGCAGGCCUGUGGCCCCAGAUGACAAUCCUGGCCAGUGACUAUGGCUGCCAGACCCCUUCACCGCUGGAGCAGAUCCGUCCCUUCUCUACCACCCCACCCCUGCUCCCAAAUGUGGGCCCUGUCUGCCACCCCUUAAUUUAUUCAUUCAGUCAGCAGUAAAGAAGCCGUGGGCUGUGCACAGUCCCAGAUCCUGCGGCUUUGGCAGGGAACAGAACAGAUAUAAACUCCUGCUCUCCCAAAGGGACAGUCUGGCAGCGGAGAGAGUCAGGAAACAAAAUAAAUAACUAACAUACACAGUGUGUUGGGUGGUGAUAAGUGCACUGGGGAAAUAAAGGGGGGGGGAGUG